UGUUCAGGAUGCAGUCUCGGCAUUUCCGGGACGAUCUACUCGUGCGCAAUUUGCAAAGACUUUUUCCUUCACAAGAAAUGCUUCGACAUGCCGAAGAAAAUCACCCACCCUUUCCACAAAGAGCAUCCUUUAACACUUCUGCCGGUGCCGGCAUACGAAGACGGCCAGUUCAAAUGCGAUGCUUGCGGUGAGGCCGGAAAGUGCUUCUCCUACCACUGCAAACCCUGCGGGGUUGACUUGCACGUGCUCUGCGCGGCGGUGCCGUUGACCCUCACGCACUCCUCUCAUCAUAUGCAUAAGAUGGACCUUAGUUUUGAGUCGCCUUAUGAAACCAAGGACUUUUCUUGCGAUAUAUGUAAGAAACCAGGUGGGGACCACUGGCUUUACAGGUGUAGUCCUUGUGGGUUCGACGCGCACUUGAGCUGCGCCAGAGGCGCUCCGCCUGUUUCCCCGCGGUUGCAUCAGCCAAACGUCCGCACGAAUUUGGUGGGUUUUCAGUCUCAAACGCCGCCGCCGCAACAGUUCACGGCGUUCACUAGAUCGGCUCCGGUGCCGCCGCCUCCGGUGCAGGGCCAGGGAUUUGGGCCGCAGUUCGGGGGUGUACCUCCGCCUCAGAUACAGAGCUUUGGGCAGCAUUUUGCGGCUGCGCCCCCGCCUCCGCCUCAGAUGCAGGGGUUUGGGCCGCAGUUCGGUGGUGCGCCGCAGCCUAUGCAGCAGAAUUUUGGACCUCCUCCGCCUAUGAUGAAUAAUCCAGCUAUUGGUCUUCCUGCAGGAGGCCUGAAUCAUCCUCAUCUUGUUGCUAACAGACAACACAGUGAAUAUAUGGCCUCCUAUAAUGCGACCCUUCAGCAAAUCAUGGGUCAGUCGGCGGCACUGGGAGGCGGCGCUGGUGGGGUCGGAGGGGGCUAUGCUGGUCGGGUAGGUGGCGUUGGAGGUGACAGUGUUCAACAGAUGAUGCAAAUGAUAUCUUCCAUUAAUAACGGUGGCGGCCUUGGUGGUGGUGGCGGCGGCAUCUCUGGUGUGAUGAAUGCUUUUGGUGGUGGUGGAGGUGGCGGCCUCAUCCCUGGUGUAAUGAAUGCUAUUGGUGGUGGUGGUGGUGGAGUAGGCGGCGGCCAAGACUUACUGCAGACACUAAUGAACGCCGGUGGCGGGAUUGGUGGAGGAGGACUAGAUACGAUGACGUCAUUGUUGGAUGGAAUGGGUGGAGGAGGACUAGAUACGAUGGCGUCAUUGUUGGGUGGUGAUGGUGGUGGCGCGUUAGACAUUCUUGGAAGACCAAAUGUGGUUUUUGUGAAUCUGACCAAAUACGAAAUUGCUGCAAACAGAGAGAUGGGAAGAUUAACCACUGAACCCGAGAAAGAAACCCCAACUACAACAAUAAUUACCCAUUUCAGCCAUCCACACCCAUUGAAGCUUAUCAGUAUUGAUCAUCAACAACAACAGCAAACCCUAAUAUCUUCUUCUUGUUUAGGAUGCGAUCUCAAUCUUUCUGGAACAAUCUACUCAUGCACAAUCUGCAAAGACUUUUUCCUUCACAAGAAAUGUUUCGACAUGCCGAAGAAAAUCACACAUCCUUUCCACAAGGACCACACUCUAACCCUCCUUCCAAAACCGGCCUACUCCACCGGCGUAUUCAACUGCGACGCCUGCUUCGAAACGGGCAAGGGUUUCUCGUACAGCUGCGAACCGUGCGAAAUCGAUCUCCACAUACUCUGCGCAAGCAUGCCCUUGUCCGUCACAAACACCACCUGCCACCCGCACAAGCUCGACCUCACUUAUGGAUCCCCGUACGAGACGAAAAAUUUUACCUGCGACGUGUGCAAGAAAAUCGGUGGGGACCACUGGCUCUACAGGUGCGGCGCGUGCGAGUUUGAUGCCCACUUGAAAUGCGCGAGAAGCCGUAAUUACAAUCGCACGGCCAGUUUUCAGGGUGGUAGUACGACCACUAGAUCGGUUCAUGUGCCUCAGCCUCAGCCGCCGCAUGUGCAGCAGAGUUUCGCGCAUCACCCUAGUUAUUAUCAGUACCAUAAUAUGAACCCUCAUGCUGUACAUGCCGGUUAUCCUGCCGGUGGAUCGGUGGCGGCGGUUGACACACAUAACCAAAUGCUCCUUCAGGCCAUUCAACAAAUGAUUCAAGACAAUCAGGCCAUGACGCAGGCGAUUCAUUCAGGCGGACUUGGUGGUGGUGUUGGUGGGGGUGCCAGGGGAGUACAACAGCUGACGCGAUUGAUGUCUCGACUUAAUAAUAUUGGCGGCGUACCUGGCGGCACAGGAGAUACUUUACAGAUGCUAAUGAACGGCGGCGGUGGUGGAGAUAUUUUUCAGUCAUUGUUGGUUGGUAAUGGACUUGAUUUUCUUGGAGGGGGUGGCUUGGACUUUCUUGGAGGGGGUGGCUUGGACUUUCUUGGUGGGGGUGACUCGGACUCUCUUGGUGGGGGUGACUCGGACUUUCUUGGUGGGGGGCUUUGGCGGUGGUGGCGAUUAGAGCUUUGGCUGGAGUUUAGUAAUUUUGCUAGGCUUGCUAAGAUUCUAGAAUUUGCAAAAGAAGAAUCGGCUAGUGUGGAACUGGCAAGGGGAUGUUGGCGGUGGAGGGGACGAGAAGAGCGGAUGAGGCAGGUGGUGGAAGAAAGGGGCGGUGGCAACGGCGGCGUGAACAUGUGA
This is a messenger RNA of Erythranthe guttata (spotted monkey flower), 2661 nucleotides long. RefSeq lists its product as uncharacterized. The record is from RefSeq and is a predicted model, not a curated record. NCBI's taxonomy places the organism in Eukaryota, Viridiplantae, Streptophyta, Magnoliopsida, Lamiales, Phrymaceae.